UAGUAAAGUUUCAUGUAAUUUUAUCCAUUUUAAAAUUCAUGCUCUACUUAGUUUUCGUUUAGGUAAAUUUGUAAUUGGCUAAUAUGGAAGAAACUAUUUCUUUUCUACGUGUUAUGUCAUUGCAUUUUUAAUUUAAAUUUAAAUUUUGUGCUUUUUUUAUCUUUGUUCUUAUCUCAUUAUAACUUACUUCGAAAGUCCCUCCAUCGUGCAAUAAUUUGGCCCUUUCACUUUCGAGUACAAGGGCGCAUUUGAGAAUUAAUCUUCUGGUUUCUCUUGGCAGGAUAGUUUUAUUUUGGGGAUUUAAACUGCGUAAAUAGAAAAUUUCAAAUCCGAUAUCAAUCCAUGACGAAUAGAAUGAAGUUCAAUCAAGUAGUUAUGAAUUUGAACUUGGAUUAGAAGAGUUGGAAUUGAGUUUGAGAAUGAAAGUGGUGGAGGGAAGAAAUUGUGUUUGGAUUUGGUAGCUGGUAAAGUUCCACUGCAGCAGGUGAAGGCAGAGAAGAGGGAGUUGGAGAGGGUAGUGAAUGAAUUGAGGAGAGUGUUGAAAGACAUGAAAGCGAAACUGGAGCAGUUAACGAGAGAAGUGAGAGAUGAUGAGGAUAUUAAUGAAAAUGGAGAGGUUAUUGAAGGGCAAGGAAGUGGACUGAAGUGGGUGAAGGCAGACAAGGGGGAGAUGAACAUAUUGAUGGAACAGGAGAUGAGUGUUGGUUUUAGCGAACUUAUUACAACUGCCCCGAGGAAGAUGAGUUAGCAAACACAAGAAGAAGAUUGAGGAGUUGAAGAGCGAGUUGACAAGAACCCCAAUUGGAAGAGAAAUUGAGGGUCACGGAGAGAAGGUCCAUCAAAGUAGCAGAAAUGGAAUUGUUUGGUUGGAACAUAUGCCUCUUGAUAUUAAAGAUAGAGUGGAUAAAAAUUUGGUCGUUCAACGGAGAGUGGUGGCUAUUGGCUCUUUAGGUUUAUGGUUUUUGCAGCUACCACAUCCUAUUUCUAUCUUAAAACGAGAAAUAAUUGAUUGAUUUACAGAAUUGGGUCGAUUCUUUAUUCAACCUACUGAAACUGAUAGAAAAUGAGUGUCUACUUUUGUGUCUUAUAACUUUGAUCAAGUCUAUUAGUAUAUUGGAGGUAACCCUAAUUUUGUCGUUUGCUCUCAAGUUUUUAUGGUUCCCUCUUAGUUAAGUUUGUAGUAUAGUUGACUUGAACCAAUAAUUCUCCAUUUCUUUUUUAUUAGUGGCAUGUUGUUCCUAAAAGGAGAGCAUUGCAGCCUUUAUGUAGGAUUGUGAGGUUUUAGAUUCAGUUUAAAACUAUAUAUGGGUCGUGUGGUAAUUCCAUUGAGCUUUUAUAUUCUAUUUUUAUCAACUAAUAAUAUUAUCAUUAUGAAAAUGAAAUCAAUUAUAAAUUUUUUUAUUUUAUAUUCUUAAAUGAUGUUGGUAUUUCUUCGAGUGUUCGACCUAUAUAUAAUUAAACCAUUUAAACGGGUUGAUAGACUUAAACUUAACAUAAAAUUAUAAAUAAUCAAAUAUGAACGUUCCGGCCAACGAGCCGGGUUAUAAGCUAGUCAAUCAAAAUAGACUUGCUUUUGGUGUACAAAUCAACAGUAUAAUUUAUAGCUGAAAAGUAAAACUGCAAGCCUCAUUCAAAGUUUCCUGUCCAUAGAGUGAUUUUAGAAAGCUGAUGUGGCAGAGUGUUAAGCGGGGAAAAAAGAGUCCCGCCUGAUUUCAGAACCAAAAAACUCUCCACUACCCACUUUUUUCUCCUUCCAGGCACACGUUCUCAUUUAAUUUGUAUUAAUUUGUAUUUUUUAUUUCCGAUUUCCCUUCCUUCCACUCUUUCACCUCAUUCGAAUAAGUUUCUUGGCCUUCAGAAAACCAAACCUUGACUCAAUCAUCUGGUUCUUUUAUGUGCUUGCAUCUACCUUUGAUUUCCGUUCUCUAAGCGUUAGAUCGGUAUUGGUUUUGCCGUAAGUUAUUCUUCUUCUUUCAGAUUUCUGUUUGUUGUUGUCGCUGCUUUUAAGUUUUAGGGAUUCGGGUUCUGGGUUUUUUUUUUCCAGGGAUUCGGUUGCAAAGAUUCAUCUCCCUUACCUUUGGUUCAUUCCGUUUUCUUUAUUCUCUUACCUUCCUCGCUUCAUUCUGUUGAUUGGAUUCUCUAGAGAUCAAAAGGGGAUUUUUGUUUUUUCCCUUUCUCUUGAAAGUAACAAAGUUGCUUACUUUAAAUUCCACUUCGCUUAGACUGUCUUCCAGAGAGCAGCCGACUGCCGAUUUUGAGCUGAGUUUUUCCGGGCCGCAGAGAAAGAAGAGGAAAGAAAGAGACGUUCGGCGGCGGCAGCCAGGUACUUCGUCCGGGUCGUUUUCCGGGUCAGUAAACCGAAGGGCCGACUAUAAACUACCGCUGGCCUGGCGGGGGAAAAGGAAAGCGUAAACCAUAAGGCCUCGGGGAUCCAUUUCUCUCGCCAGCCCAUACUUCAGAGGCCCAGCCUACUUGAGUCCAGAACCAGCCCAUCGACGACGAAAUUUGGCGCGCCGUCCCCCACCCGCCACCACGUAUGAGACAUAUUCAACUGUGGCGGCGUUGAUCUGGAUAAUCGAUGGGUUGUACCCUACAAUCGAUAUUUGUUACUACGAUUUGGAGCGCAUAUCAAUAUUGAAUAUUGUAACAAGACAAGGUAUGGCUGAAGUAAAUCGUAUUUAUCUAUAUGACGUUGUUGUUUCCUUUAUUAUAUUACCAAACUCAGAUUCUUAAUGACAGGCUAUAUGUAUAUUUAUAUGCUACACUCAUUAUUAACUUUAUGCAUGCAUAUGAAUUAUGAUUUAAUUUCCAAAGAUGAAUAAAAACCAAACCAAUAUUUGUGUGAUUUCUCUUUUUUUUUAGUUAUUUUAUAAACCGAGUGUUAUCUUAUUGGUGUGACUUCUUGCCGCAACUCUGUAAUUUUUGUAAUAUUUUUUGGUGUGUUUUCCUUCAUUUUUUUUUUGCCCAUUGGAUAAGCUAUUGUGAUCCAUUUGUUGCCUUUUGUUCUCUGUACUUUGAUUUCUUAUUUAAUACAAGUCACAUUUAAGAAAAAAUGUAAUACAACUUUUUCCUACUUCCCUAUCUAACAUCUACAACUUGGUUUUAUUUGAUGUUUCUAUAGGGCUGUGAAAUAUUUGUUUAAGUACAUCAACAAACCCGAGGAUCGUGCAAUGGUCACUGUAGCUGCACAACAAACAGCUUCGGCUAUGGAUGGUCGGAAUCGUGGAACUACGGUUGUGCAAAUCGAUGAGAUAAAGGCAUUCAUGGAUG
Linum trigynum is the source of this 3270-nucleotide messenger RNA. The record is from the annotation of a GenBank genome assembly. Lineage: Eukaryota; Viridiplantae; Streptophyta; Magnoliopsida; Malpighiales; Linaceae.